Messenger RNA from Ipomoea triloba (trilobed morning glory), 2306 nucleotides. RefSeq lists its product as uncharacterized. The record is from RefSeq and is a predicted model, not a curated record. NCBI's taxonomy places the organism in Eukaryota, Viridiplantae, Streptophyta, Magnoliopsida, Solanales, Convolvulaceae. The transcript is spliced from 2 exons. The coding region runs from base 258 to 1400 and encodes 380 amino acids.
UUAAUUGAUUAAUAUCCCACGCACAAAGGCACAAACAUUAUUUGAGUUAGAAAAAUCUUUGAAAGAGAAACUCCUUCAACAUGAACUUGGGUUCUUCCAGUAGAUUUAGAUCGAAUAUGAUAUUCAGGAGGGAGGGAUUCAAAGUCUUCACACUUAAAUAUCAUACAAAAAUCCAGGCUUCGAAGCCUUCCCCUUCAAUCACUCAUCAUCAUACCUAACGAACAAUCUGGAAACCACUUCAGAUCGAUCGGAAAAAAAUGGAACGAGCUUGUAAACACCUACAAGCAGAAGGAAGCCGAAGAAAUCGGAGUUCAUCAUGGUGGGACCUACAACCAUCAACAACAACACAAUCAAAAGUUAAUAUAAUUAUAAAAGGUAAAGAAAAUGGAAAACAAAUAUUAGAAGAAGGAUAUGCCAGCAUGGCAACAAUUGAUAAGAUGGAGCAAUAUAUAACUAAGACUAUUGAAGAAUUAAAAGAAAAUAAUAAAAGAAUAAUAGAUAUUGUUAAUGAAAAUACGAAAAAAAUAGAAAGAUUAGAAAGAACCUUAGAAGAAUAUAAGAUGAUGAAAAAAUUGAAAACACCCAAUGAAUCCAUGCCUAUAAAUCCUUUUCCCAAACUUACAAUUUCCCCUGAAACAUCCACUAGUAUGGCUGAUAAGGUAAAACAUUCAAAAAAUUUAGGAGAAGUAUAUGAAAUUAUUAAUAAAUUUUAUGGUUAUAAAACUAAUAAUACAAUAUUAAGGAGUAGAAAAGAAACAAAAUAUCCUAGAUUUAUCUGUAACGUAAAUGCUGAUCCUGAUAUAGUAUUAAGAUUAUUUACAUAUGGAUUUAUAUAUUCAAUUAUAGUAGAUGAAACUCUUAAUAAUAUUAGUAGAUUACCUCGUAUAAUUAUAGAAAGUAUAGUCACAAUGAUGGAAUCUUUUGGAAAGGGCAUAUAUGGAAUCCAAGUAUUUGAUGCUAGUACAGAUUUAGUUGGAAAACCUAUAAUAAUUUGCCAAAUGUUUAUAGUAGGAAAAAAUACUGAAAUACCAGGAGAUAAUACUAGUCUAAACAUGAAAAUACCAUGCAAAAGUGAACAAUUUCAUGAAUGGCUAUGUGAAAAAAGAGCACGUGGAAUAGUAGCAUUAAAAUCUAAAAUUAAAGAUAUGAUAAAAACUAAAAAAGCAAAUAUUAUAGCACAAGAUAAAGGAGGAGGAGAAACAGAAGAAAUUAUAACAUUAUAUUAUAAUACACAAUAUUCAACAAGUGAUAUUACAACUCUACAAGAAAUGUAUGAAAGAAUAAUAAAUUUAAAGCAUACUCAUGAUAAAAAGACUGUAGAAAAAUACAAUUCAUUGGCAAAGGGAAGUCCAAUAAUAAGUACAAAAGUUGAAUUAAAUUCAAAGAAAAGAAAAUAUUAAUCCACUCUAAAGCCACCAUGUGAACUCUUGAAAUGUAAUUAUCAUGGCGAAUGCCACACCACUAGAUGGGAAUUCAAAAAUUGCUGAUCAAAAAGAUCACACCAAUGCAUGGGAAUGCAAAGAUAUUAUCAGGCCCAAUGUAGUCUUACUACAGUAAGCCCAAAAUUAUUAUCUGUAUUAGCAGGCCCAAUGUAGUCUUUACUACAGUAAGCCCAAUAUUAUUAUCUGUAUUAACAGGCCCAAUGUAGUUUUACUACAGUAAGCCCAUUAUUAUUAUCUGUAUUAUCAGGCCCAAUGUAGUCUUACUACAGUAAGCCCAAUGUAUUAGCAGGCCCAAUGUAGUCUUUACUACAGUAAGCCCAAUAUUAUUAUCUGAUAUACCAUAUGAUGAAAGAAGAAAUUGGAAACUGAAGAGCUGGAAGAAAGCGAGAAGAAUAGGAAAUGUGAAGAUAAUCCUUGAAGAUGUCAGAAGUCAGCUGGAAGCAAUAUGAUGGAUGACAAUCAGAUAACAGAAAUUAUUAUCAAAGCAGCCCUAAAAGUUCAAAUAACAGAAAUUAUUACAAGAUUGUAUUACAAUGAGAACUCAAUCAAAUUGAUCUACAAGACAAAGUAAGAAAUAUGCUGGAAGGAAUUAAAAGGACACUUGGCAACUUGUAAGAAGAAGGUAUCUCGGUUGACAAUUCAAGCUUAUUAACAAGGACAGCGGGAAGAAAAAGAGAAGAAGAUAAAGCAAUAUGAUUUAUGGCACACAAGGUAUUGUAUUUCUUUAAAAAAAUCUAUGUAAAAAUAAAAUAAAGUAAUGUAGUCUACUAUAGUCUUUACCCUCGAGGUUAUCUAUAUAAGGAGUCUCUAUGUAACUUGUAAAAAAUCAUCAUAAUAAGCAAUCUAAAUAAAUUUCUUUGUAUC